Molecule: messenger RNA, 1269 nt
Organism: Botrytis cinerea B05.10
Lineage: Eukaryota; Fungi; Ascomycota; Leotiomycetes; Helotiales; Sclerotiniaceae
Exons: 1
Coding region: 262-1254 (330 amino acids)
Source: RefSeq, a predicted model, not a curated record
GAGCUUAGAGGUUCGCACCAACAUCACCAACAUCACCGUCGCACAGACUUCGGCUCUAGUGAACCCCGGAAAAGAUAGCCUCGCAACUCUUUUCGCAGCGGCAAUUGCCAAUCGCAAUUUCCCUUUAGUUAUAUUUUUUUCAAUAUUCCAAGAGAAGUUACUCCCCAAAUCAUCAGAUAUGAUAUUUAAAAGCUGAUAUCCUUCUGGUGUGCCCCCCAAUAUCACCACAUCCAACAUUCUCACCACCGCAAUCACACAAACAUGCCUACCUACCUCCUCCAUGGCUUCCGUUGGAAAAGAGAGAAUAUCCGUAUUUAUGUGAUUCUAAAUGAUAUCGAAGAUGCAGCUCCAGAAUGGUUAAUGGCGCCUCUGACCUCGAAUGCCCUCCUCAAUUCCUUUUACAAACAAUUCGAUUUUCUUCCACCAAGCAGUCCGGCUCCUAUUGAUAUUGCACCUACUCCCAGUCCCCCCACAGAAUGCACAACUCCCCAGCCGAAAUCUCCUAAAACCCUAACGAAGAAGAACAAAAACUCCAUGAUGUCUUUAAAGUCGUCACCUCACAAGAAGAAGUCCAGCUCAACAUUGAGAAAGGGCAAUUCAAACGGACAGAACAAUGCUAGUAAUUCGGGGUCGGAAACUUUACAUAGUAGAUCAGCAUCUGGAGCUACAAAUGCGAUCCCGAGAGAACAGCCACACAAUGGACUAGAAAAGCCAUUGCGGUUUAAUGAUUGGAGUGCGAUUAAAUUGGUCGAACAAUACGAUCCAGGGGAUUUGAAAACGACCAGUCAGCCGUGGGCCUAUGUGUCAGAUUACAUGGUUGAAAUUGGGCUGGGUGUUGAUAUAUGCGAAGAGAUGGAGAAGUAUAAAGCCAAUGUUGCAGAAGCAGAAGCAGAAGCAGAACCUGUGCCUCCUAAUUGCGAAGAAUUGGGAACGAGUCCAGAAGAAAUUAGCAAGAGGAACGAAAAAGCAGGAUGGCUUGAUAGAUUGAGGCAAAACUUGGAGGCAGAGGCAGUGUGCAAUUGGUAUGUGGUUGUCUGUGGGGAUGAGGAAAGAUGGGCUCCGGAUAUUGAUUUGUCAGAUGAAAUGCAGAGUGGUGACGAGACUGAAGUAGACGAUUCGCCAGUAAAAUUGUCCAGGAGGAAAAAGUUCAGGGAUUGGCUUAACAAGCAGAUAUCUCACCCAAAUGGUAUACCAGAUGGACAUGGUCCUUCGAAUGGUGUUCCGCAGCAUAUGGCGGGCACGAAUAUAAAGUAGUAAUGGCAACCAACA